UUCUAAGAUGGAGGUAAUUUAUUCAUGAAAAUGGCGGCAUCCAUGAAAAGAACGUGUGAAGAAGGAGAUAGCAGUAACAGUUCACCAAAGUUAUCCACUGGUUGUAAGGAUGAAAACAAGUUGGACUCAUUUCUUACCUGGUCAAGAGAAAACAAUCUUUGGCUCUCUCCAAAGGUCUGUGUUACAAAGCAAGGUUCCUGUGCCCAGUAUGGCAUGAUAACAACAGAAAGUGUGAACUGUGGAGAAUGUCUUUUGAAAGUGCCAAGGAAGUUACUUUUGCAUCCUCGCACGUCUGCAAUAUCCCGUUUGCUGAAAAAAGAAGCAGCUUCGUUGGCAAGUGAGAGUGGCUGGGUCCCUCUGCUCGUAGCCCUCAUGUACGAGUACAACAAUCCAGAAUCCACAUGGCGACCUUACCUUGACCUUGUACCAGACUUUAGAGAACUUGACCUUCCUAUGUUUUGGCCUGAGUCUGAGAGAGGAUCUUUACUUGGGUCUGCCAACGGGAUCCUGAACUGUGUGGAGAGAGAUUUAAAAUCACUGACAGCAGAAUUCACAUCAGUUGUUUUGCCAUUUGUUCGGAAACACACGGAUGUCUUUAGUCCUGCCUGUGAGAGUCUGGAGCUGUACAAGAAAAUGGUGGCCUUUGUAAUGGCGUACAGUUUUACCGAACCUACAGCAGACAAUGAAGAUGAACAGAUGAAGGACGCUCCGUCUAAAACUGCCCCCAUGAUGGUCCCUAUGGCCGACAUACUAAACCAUGUAGCCCAUAAUAAUGCUGAGCUUCGUUUUGAAAAAGAAUUUUUGAAAAUGGUUUCAACUUCUGAAAUUGCCAAGUGUUGUCUCCAGGAAGUGGUGGGAGAAGACGAUUCCUUUGUGUUGAGUAAUGAAGCUAUAGAGACAUGCGAUGAACUGGAGGCAACUCUCAAGGUACUGGAGAUGACCAGGAGUGAGUUUGAGGACUACCAGGAGAAAGAUGGUUGGAGUGAAGAUGAAGGAGAUGAUGAGGAAGACCGUGAUGAGAAGUGGAUGUUUGUUCCAAAUGGCAUUCCAAAACUGAAGGAGACAUGGAAACAAAUAUUGAAAGGGUGUGCUGAAAAAUGUCUUGCGCUGUACAGUACAAGUCUGGAGGAAGAUGAAGAAUGUCUGGCCUCGAGACUGGACUCCCUGUCUCAGCGACAGAAGUACGUGCUGUACACCAACCACGGACAGAAACUUAUCCUACAGAAACUGCUGGACAGUUGUAGCUGAUCCUAUAUGAAUAUCAUUCUUACUGAACACUUCUGUACAGUGGUGAAUUAGGAGAAUUUUGUUAUGUUGUCUUACAGCCUCAUAUAAGACAUGAAUAAUUACAUAAACAUGAACAGCUACAUAAACUAUAAAUGGCCUUGAUGGAUAAAAAGCUGUUUAUGACUUGUUACUGGUUAAUAAUUGUCAAUCUCUGAAAGUUCUGAUCCUGGUAAUUACCGGAGAUUGUACUUGAUCUGCAUGAUUACAAUGUUGGUUUCCUUAGUUUUCAAUCUGCAGAAAUUUGCUAGCGAGAAAGAGUUCGAAGUCUAAAAAGGCAUACUAAUAAUAACUGUCUGCAGCAUGUCAUCAGUUAUAGAUAAAGCCAAUUAUAAAAUAUUGUUAUUAGGUCUUUUAGACUCUAUAUUACUUCUUGCUAGCCAACUAUUCAUUGGAAAAUUGAUAAGGUUGUCUUUAAAUGUGGUGCACCACAGUACAUGGUAAGACAUUAUGUUCCCUUAGAGCACUUCGAUGUUGUACUAUUGCACACUAUGUCAUAGUGUGCAAUAGUACAACAUCGAAGUGAUCUAAGGGAGAUAACUGCAUAAUGAAUGUUGCAGAACUUUUCUCAAAACUCAAUUUACAUUAAAAAUUCUCACCACAAUGCAUUACAUAAUUUUGGCCUAUUCUUAAAACAACAAGAAAUACUAUAAAUGUAUAUUUGCUCCGUUUGAUAACAUGAAAGUGUUGUUGCCAUGUGACAGGACUUACUUUGGACACAUAUUAUUUUCUGGGAAUAUCCAAUACAUGACAUUUGGGAGGUUUGUUAUGUCACUGAAUGCCUUUUUCUGGUAGUGGGCAGAUUUAGACCCGGUGUCAUGAAAUUUAUGUAAACGUGGUAUUUCUGAAGGGGUUUAGUUUUGUGAAUUUGUCAAGUUAAUUAUACGUGUUGGGGCUAAUUAUGCGGUUUAUUUUGUCAUUUUCUCUUGUUCCAUAUGUAAAUAUCUCAUACAUAACAGAAUUAUGGAGAAGUUUUGCCGUCAAAUGGCCUUCGUGUAUUUAGUGUUAAUUUCCACGUUUACAGUUCCAUAAGUGUUCAGAUGUACACUGUUCUUCGUGCACCAGUUAAGUACAUUUAAUUUUACAUUUUUUAUUGUAUUGAAGAUAUGUGUUAAUGGAACUGUGCAUCAUGUUCACAUAAAUAUGUAUCAACUUAAGAUAUUUUCAAACUGAUAGAAAUUUUACUGAUACUGCUUUUGUUACUUUUGACCUUCUCAAAAAACAUGUUGAAGUGAAGAAUGGACAUUGUGCCAUGUAAUUAGCAUGAGUUGUCUUUGUGUAUGUAUGUUAUAAGGGCAAUCUCAAUAAACUUUAGUAUUCUGGAA
Molecule: messenger RNA, 2609 nt
Organism: Pecten maximus
Lineage: Eukaryota; Metazoa; Mollusca; Bivalvia; Pectinida; Pectinidae
Product: N-lysine methyltransferase SETD6-like
Exons: 9
Coding region: 25-1248 (407 amino acids)
Biological process (GO): peptidyl-lysine monomethylation
Cellular component (GO): nucleus
Molecular function (GO): protein-lysine N-methyltransferase activity
Source: RefSeq, a predicted model, not a curated record